AUGAUGGGCAGGUUCCACGCCCGUUUGUACAAGACCGACCGUGCGCGGGAUUUCGACCACGAGCAGGAUCGAUAUGUGCGCAUGCGACAGAUCUAUGAGACGAUUGAUCGACAGGGCUUUCAAUGGAUUGUCGUGCUGGUCGCAGGACUGGGCUUCUUUCUCGAUGGGUACACACUCUUCGCCAGUAACAUGGCGCUUCCGAUGAUCUCCUACGUCUACUGGAGAAACGACACCUCCUCAUUACGCCUCACGUGCAUCAACAUCGCAACUCUCGCGGGGACCUUACUUGGACAAGUGGCAUUUGGUUUCUUGGCUGACAAGAAUGGACGAAAGAAGAUGUAUGGGGUGGAGCUAGUGCUUUUGAUCACUGCCACGCUGGGCGUGGUCAUGUCCUCAACAGGCGUGGACGGCAGCAUGAACGUCUUUGGCUGGUUGAUUUGGUGGAGAAUCUGCGUCGGAAUUGGAGUUGGCGCAGACUACCCAUUGAGUGCGGUGAUCACUUCUGAAUUUGCCCCGACCAAACAUAGAGCGCGCAUGAUGGCCACUGUCUUCUUCAUGCAACCGCUCGGACAAAUCGCAGGUAACAUUGUCUCGGUCAUUGUGAUCGCAGUGGCCCGCCACAACAGUACACCCGACGAGGAUCUUUCACGAACCGUGGAUAUCAUGUGGCGCUGGGUUAUGGGAAUAGGUGUUGUUCCCGGUGCGAUUGCUACGCUAUUCCGAUUUGCGAUUCCAGAGAGUCCUCGAUACUUGGUUGAUGUUGAAGAUGACCCCGUCACCGCGGAGUUUGAUGCAAGCACACUCUUCAGCGAAAGUCCCGGGAUGUCUGAACUCUCCAGCUGGGGUAACAGUACAGUGUGCAGUGCAGGGGGUGGCAUUCAACUACCCCCGAUUUCCUCCAUUGCAAGCAGCAGUUCGAUAAUCGACGACGAUGAUGAAUUCACCCGUCUACCACCCGCCACACUCAACUCUCACUGGCGAUUAGCACGCACUGAUAUCUUUCGAUAUUUCUGGACCGAGGGAAACUGGCGCAGUUUGGCCGGUUGUUCUCUUGCGUGGCUUCUGCUUGACUUUGGCUUCUAUGGAAUUGGCCUGUCUAGUCCGCAAUUCUUUGCCAAAACAUGGGGCACACUUCACAUAUCUUCGGCAGCUCCAAGUUGGAUGACCGACGAUCGACCACAUGCCAAUAUUUUCACGAUGUUCAUGGACACCUCCGUGCGCGGCCUGGUUGUUCUGAAUGCUGGCAGCUUUGUCGGUGGUGUCUUGCUCAUCAUAUUUGCUCACAAGUUGGAUCGAGUGGCGCUCCAGAAAUACAUGUUCCUGGCAUUGGCAGCUCUCUUCAUUGCCCUGGGAACCAUGUUCCUCUGCCUUUAUACCGGCCCUCCAGCUGUUGUGGCACUAUAUAUCAUUGGUCAGAUCUUUUUCAACUUCGGUCCUAAUGCUACGACAUAUAUGAUUCCGGCCGAAAUUUUUCCAACUCGAUAUCGUGCCACUUGCCACGGUCUGAGUGCCGGGUGCGGCAAACUUGGUUCCAUCUUGGUCCAGAUUUUCUCGGCAUACUAUCACUUUGGCGCUGGUCCAGGAAAUGAAUCAACCCGGAGACACGGCAUCGUUCUGAUUGUCUUCAGCGUCUGCAUGGUGCUCGGCGCAGCAGUCACGCACUUCUGGAUCCCACCAAUCCAGCAAAAGCGUAAUGGACGAAGUAAAAUCUGGGGCGGAAAGCCCGAAACUCUAGAGAGCAUGGCUCUUGGGCGGAUGGGCCGAAAGAGUCGGGAUGCCGAUUUCCGGAAACGUACGUCCCGACAUCGAGCACUUUCGAUGAGCGCUUAG
This is a messenger RNA of Penicillium salamii, 1830 nucleotides long. The record is from the annotation of a GenBank genome assembly. Lineage: Eukaryota; Fungi; Ascomycota; Eurotiomycetes; Eurotiales; Aspergillaceae.